UGACCAUGGAGGCCAGAGCGUUCUGGCUGCUGCUGGCGGUCCUGGCUUUGGGGUCUUCCGGCCUGGCCGAGGAGUACGUGGGCCUGUCGGAGAACCAGUGCAAGGUCCCGCCCAAGGAGAGGGUGGACUGCGCCUUCCCCAAGGUCACCCCGGAGCAGUGCAACAACCGGGGCUGCUGCUUUGACAACAGCAUCCACGGGGUGCCCUGGUGCUUCAAGCCCCUGCAGGAAGCAGAAUGCACCUUCUGAAGUGAUGCCCGCGGCCCGGGACAGCCUGCCCGGAACUCUGCCCGGGGCUGCUCACCUCUGCCUUUCCACCGCCUGCUCCCGGCAAGCGCUCUCGCUGAGAGCUGAGACCUGAUGUCUUAAAGAAUAAAGAUUCUGUACUCAGCACGAGGACCGUGCUUCAUUCCUGAGGCUUUAUGCUAUUGUGUUAUUUCUGCCAACUCACUCUCACUCCCUUCUCAGCAUUUCACAGAUGGGGCAGUGGAAGGUGUCUUGGCAUCUCUGAGAGGAGGGUCUGCCCCAGGCCUGGGGAGCAGGCAGAGACCCCAAAGCAGCUGCCAACCUCAGACCUAGUGCUGACGGCCUGGAGGGCGAGCGACCUUCUAAAUGUCACUUCCCUGUGUCUGUUGAGAAACAUUUCAGAUGUAAGCUCCCCCUCGCCAAAAAGAUGAUUAAUGUCUUUCUUGGCGAAGAGAAAGCCAAUAAAACCAUCUU
This is a messenger RNA of Camelus dromedarius (Arabian camel), 719 nucleotides long. It is a transcript of the gene TFF3, whose product is annotated as trefoil factor 3. The record is from RefSeq and is a predicted model, not a curated record. NCBI's taxonomy places the organism in Eukaryota, Metazoa, Chordata, Mammalia, Artiodactyla, Camelidae. The coding region runs from base 6 to 248 and encodes 80 amino acids. Gene Ontology annotation, biological process: maintenance of gastrointestinal epithelium. The transcript is spliced from 3 exons.